Ixodes scapularis (black-legged tick) is the source of this 2190-nucleotide messenger RNA. RefSeq lists its product as uncharacterized. The record is from RefSeq and is a predicted model, not a curated record. Lineage: Eukaryota; Metazoa; Arthropoda; Arachnida; Ixodida; Ixodidae. Gene Ontology annotation, molecular function: RNA-DNA hybrid ribonuclease activity; nucleic acid binding. Gene Ontology annotation, biological process: DNA replication, removal of RNA primer. The transcript has 2 exons. Bases 1 to 1968 code for a protein of 655 amino acids.
AUGGAUGCCGUGGCUACCACAAGCCAAGUUCCAGGCAUGGAACCACAUUUACUAUUACAAGGCCAGCCAACGGCGAAUGAAGAUUCCAAUAACGAUAUCCCAAUGAAGAAACAAUGCUUGCAACUCCCUCAAGAAAAUAUGGAUGCAAGAACGUCAACCUACUCGAUUAAUGAGGAAAACAAUGACAUUCACGACGGGACUGAUUUCACCCAAGUCACCGUGCGAAAAAACCGCCCAGCUGGUAUCCCCUUGAUCAUCAAGCCAAAGCAACACGGGGCUUCUUUCUGGAAAAUCAAUCCAAACAAGAUUGCAAAAGAAAUUGUAGCAGUAUCGCAAGAGAAGGUACUCGCCCCACGCAUAAGAAAGGAUGGCACUAUCACCGUCAAUGCGGCAUCACUAAACGCGACAAAUAGACUACUUGCGAUGAAAUCCCUAGUCGGAAUAGACGUGUCGGUGACCGUCUCCGAGUCGUACACCCGUAAUGUUGGCAAGAUCAACAAUAUCCCAGUCCAAUAUUCAGACUUUGAACUUCUCGACUACUUAAAAGAUGCUGGUGUCAUCGCGGUCCAGCGGCAAAUUUCGUACUCAAGGAAAGAAGACGGCUCCAUGGAGCAAGAGCCAACGGAAAGUGUCCUGCUUCAGUUCCCGCAGGAUCAGCCGAUGCCCUCCCGGGUUUUCCUGGGAUUCACAAAGUCUCGCCUUACCUACAUGCUAGCAAGAAGCUUAAGAGUAUGCCUAGGUUUACCGCGAUCAACAUCCAGCGCGCUUGUACUCGUAACGGCAAGAGAGCCGACUAUACAUAUUCUAAGAACACAGGAGAUAUGUCGUAAUUUCUUUCGACUCUCCACGCGGCCUCUGUUCAAUGAUAUUUUUACUCGCAAAGGGACCAACUUUCUUUCCACACUGAAUUCUCUUCCAUUAUGGAUUCCCGAACAACCUAACUGGAUUCAAGAGAUCUGUAAACCACCCUGGACGCUACCAUUACUGGAGAUCAACAUGGACAUUCCAGGCAUGCAAACAAAAACAUCAGUUAACACACAGAUUGCAAGAACAUUGACUCUUUCACAUCUGGAAGAAAAAUAUAAAGAUGACAUCCACGUGUAUACUGAUGGAUCAACCACUGAAGACGGAUCGACAUCAGCCUUUGUUGUGCCUGAUUUUAACCAUUGGUCAUCCUUUCGACUAUCGCAUCCUACUUCCUCAACCACUGCGGAAUUACAUGCUUUACUCGCGGCUGCAACGUACAUAAAAAGCAACUCGGUAGCGAAUUCUUGGGUCAUAUGUACUGAUUCAAAGGCAGCUUUGCAAUCUAUUAAGACUAUGAAUAGCCGUAGUGAACACAACUCCCUUGUACACAGAAUUUACUUAGAACUCUCUGAUGCCAUCGAAUUUGGCAACACUGUACAUCUACAGUGGGUCCCCGGGCAUACCGGAGUUUCAGGAAAUCACCAAGCUGACCAAUUGGCUACCGCAGCCCAUACAAGUAACAACGUCCACCUCACACCUUUCACAAAGAGCGACGCCAAAAGAUACAUCCGUCGACUACGUGAGCGAAUGUCUCACGAUGAAUGGCUUAGCAGCAUCCCACAAGACAGCCUGAUCCGUCUAAUCGAUCCGGACCUCCGUUGCCCAGUGUACACCUAUUCAGCCAGGUCAAUCGACACCCUUAUCCAUCGCCUACGACUUGAGGUAGCAUACACGGGAAGCUUCCUUCACCGGAUAAAACAAGUAGAAACACCGAGUUGCAAGUGCGACAACCCGGUCGAAGACGUCGAACAUUUAAUCAUGGACUGUCCGAGAUAUGAUCAGUGGCGCGCCCGCUUACGGAUUAGUCUCGGGAUACUCGACAAUCGUCCAUUUUCUCUCGCCAAAGUUCUAGGCCCUUGGCCCGACUUAAAGAAAAAAAAGCGUGCAUUAGCCUCACUAACUGCAUUUCUGAAGGACUCAAAGAUAGAAGCCAAAUAUUAAGUUCAAUGAUUACGAGUUACUGGUAUAGCAGGAUUUAACUGCACAUAUUUUGUACCACUGUAUAAUACUGUACAUAUCGUACUUCUCAAAGUGCACUUGCUUGUGAUAUUAACGCAGCACGUUCAUAGUUUACUUUGUUAUUCAUUAUGCCCAGAUUUCAUAAUUAUUGAACAUAUCAUAUCAUACUUUACCCCAUUACUAGCAUUGAAGUAGCCGGCCCCA